This is a messenger RNA of Acanthosepion pharaonis, 681 nucleotides long. The record is from the annotation of a GenBank genome assembly. NCBI's taxonomy places the organism in Eukaryota, Metazoa, Mollusca, Cephalopoda, Sepiida, Sepiidae.
AUGUUGCUUGUUUUUCUAUCUAUUCAUAAUUAUUUGAAACUUUUUCUCUAUUUAUCCAUCUAUUUAUCUAUCAAUAGACAGAUGUUAAUUUAUUCAAAUCUAUCUAUCUAUCUAUCUAUCUAUCUAUCUAUCUAUCUAUCUAUCUAUCUAUCAAAGGAGAGAAUUCUUAGAUUCAUCUAUCUAUCUAUCUAUCUAUCUAUCUAUCUAUCUAUCUAUCUAUCUAUGUCAACUUAUUCAAAUCUAUCUAUUUAUCUAUCUAUUUAUCUAUCUGUCGAAGAUCAUUCUAACUUUCUAUCUAUCUAUCUAUCUAUCUAUCUAUCUAUCUAUCUAUCUAUCUGUCUGUCUCUCUGUCUAACGAAGUCUCUUUCCCUCACUCACACAUUCAAUCAAUCAGUCUCUUUCACUCACUCACACAUUCAAUCAAUCAGUCUUUUUCACUCACUCACACAUUCAAUCAAUCAGUCUCUUUCCCUCACUCACACAUUCAAUCAAUCAGUCUCUUUCACUCACUCACACAUUCAAUCAAUCAGUCUCUUUCACUCACUCACACAUUCAAUCAAUCAGUCUCUUUCAUCACUCACGCAUUCAAUCAAUCAGUCUCUUUCCCUCACUCACACAUUCAAUCAAUCAGUCUCUUUCACUCUCUCACACAUUCAAUUUUAUGGAUCAUUCAGACAGUAA